UUUUCCGGCGGGAUGCGGGGGGCGGCCGGGCCCCGCUCGGUGCCCGCCGCGCUCUGAGGGCCGGGCGGCGCGGCCGCGAGGGGGCGGCGGCGGAGCGGCGCCCGCGGCCCGGCCGGGUUCGGGCCCCGCCGCCCGCCCAAGAUGUGGACGCACGUCUGGGGAUUCCUGUACAACAACUACUUUCGGUUCUGGCUCAAGUGGCUGCUGCGGCUGCUGACGGGCAAGUGCGAGCUGCAGCGCCUGCUGGGCGGCGCGGAGGCGGGAGCGCGGCGGACGCUGGGCGUAGAACAUUCACUGGAAUCAUCAAAAAAUAAGGUUUUAAGAAAUGCUGUACACGUUGAAGAAGCUGAAGUGGAGAAAUGUGUCAGAGAUGUAAUGAAAGAAAAGAAGAUUGAACAGAAGGAUACAGGGUUUAAGAGAAAUUUGCAUAUAUCCUUACUACAGAUAUCAGGUUAUAAAAAACUGUAUUUGAAUGUGGAAAGCCUAAGGAAGGUCCCAUAUGAUUCAGAAAAUGAAGAACACGAGGAACAGUUAAUUGAGCUCUGGAAUUUGCUGAUGCCUCACGAGAAUCUGAAGGCCAGAAUCAGCAAACAGUGGUGUGACAUCGGCUUCCAAGGCGAUGAUCCCAAAACAGACUUCAGAGGAAUGGGGCUGCUGGGCUUAGUGAACCUGGUGUAUUUUAGUAAGCAUUACACCAAUGAAGCUCGUCAGAUCCUUUCUCGGUCAAAUCACCCAAAGCUGGGGUACUCCUAUGCCAUAGUUGGGAUCAAUCUGACAGAGAUGGCAUACAGCUUGCUCAAGAAUGGUGCUUUAAAGUCUCAUCUCUACAACAUGGUCUCUGGGUUGCCACAGAUGGAGCACUUCCAUCAGUUUUACUGUUAUCUAGUUUAUGAGUUUGACAAGUUCUGGUUUGAAGAGGAACCAGAAAGCAUUAUGCACUUCAACCAGUACAGAGAGAAAUUCCAUGAAAAAAUUAAGGGACUUCUACUGGAUUACAAUGUGGUACUGACCUUACAAGAGAUGAAGAAACCUUAAUUCCUGCAGUAAAUGAGGUUCUCUAUCAAAAAUUGGGUGAUGCAUUUGGACAGAAGUUUUGUGUGUUUCACCAAAAACUGUCUAACAAUAGAACUUUUUUUUUUUUUUUUUAACAUUAAAAAAAAGAAAAUUAGCAAAAUUCAGUUAAGAAAGCUUGGACAAUCAACCUCUGUUUACAGGUAUUUUUAUGCUAUUCUCCAAAGGGCAGCUUUUUGAAAAUGAACACAACCCAACAAACCAACACAAAAAACAA
Molecule: messenger RNA, 1288 nt
Organism: Oenanthe melanoleuca
Lineage: Eukaryota; Metazoa; Chordata; Aves; Passeriformes; Muscicapidae
Gene: ELMOD2
Product: ELMO domain containing 2
Exons: 8
Coding region: 142-1035 (297 amino acids)
Cellular component (GO): membrane
Molecular function (GO): GTPase activator activity
Source: RefSeq, a predicted model, not a curated record